UGGCAGAUGAAGGAAAAACAAUAAGCCCGGCGAAAUCGCGGGGAAUGUGGUUUACGCUUUAACGCAUCAGAUCUCAAUCGUGCGUGAACGGCACCCCAAUGAAAUGCCCCGCGCGUGCAAACCAUCCACCUAUCAAGAAUUUUGCCCAAGAACUAUUGUGUUUGGGGCUCCCUCGAAUUGCUUUGUUCUUUUUUUAGUUGUUCUUUUUUUAGUAGGAUCGCGUGAGGAAUCAGUGGUUAUCUGCAUAACUGCGCCGUUGGGGAUAACCGCAGUGCCACCGGCGCGCGCGUCCUCACUUGUUGGGACACGUCUGGGCGCUUGUUUUCGUAUAGCCUGUAUCCCAGCAUUCAUUUCCUGGGCCAAGCUCUGUUUUGCGUGAAUCGCGCAAACACCGCCUUCAAUUCAGCUCCGGUCAUCGGAGUUUG
This is a messenger RNA of Metschnikowia bicuspidata var. bicuspidata NRRL YB-4993, 425 nucleotides long. RefSeq lists its product as uncharacterized. The record is from RefSeq and is a predicted model, not a curated record. The transcript has a single exon. The coding region runs from base 104 to 379 and encodes 91 amino acids. NCBI's taxonomy places the organism in Eukaryota, Fungi, Ascomycota, Pichiomycetes, Serinales, Metschnikowiaceae.